UUUUCUUUUUUUUUUUAGACUGGCCAGCAUUGGAGUGUGUGUGUGUGUAUGUGAUGUGCCGCUUUUUGCGAGAAUGUGCUGUGAGAAGCUUUUUUCCUUUCGUGUGCUGAUCUGAAAUUCUCUGGAUGUCCAGCCCGAGUAAAGCUUUGCUGGGGUCCUUAUUGAGACGAUUCUGGCCUAGAGGUCUGUUACCGACUGCGGCGUUUGCAUGGGCUUCUCUCCUGUUUCCGUUUGAGUCCUGACGAUAUAGAAAGCUAUGGCUAGCUCGAAGCAUCCUUGCGGUAAUCAUCAUGGACACGGAGCAGACUGCUCAGUCAUCAAGCUUCGGGGCAAGAUUUACAAAGACGUUCUUGCUUCCCGGAAGACCUCCAGCGAUUUUCUUUGGGCUACCCAAACAUGGAUACCAUCAGAAACCUACUCCUCGAUUUCCAAGGCUGUACCUCCCAAAGAUUUGAUAGAUCUCGUGUCGAAAAGUCCACGAAUUGCUGACGUCAUUUCGCAAGAAUCCCAUGGCGACGCGAAGAAAGCAGAGGAUUUGCGCAAACGGACGAAAGAUAUUUUGAACGAAAUGUGUCACAAUCAAGAAAUGAAGACUGUGCGGUUCUUCGCAGUCAUCUUGUCGAAACUAGUUCGUCAGAUUUUCUGCCAUGUUUACAUCAACCGAGCUGGAAUCGAAAAAGUCAGAGCUGCUUUGCCACAUGCACCGACAAUUCUUUUGCCGACUCACCGGAGCUACGCGGACUUUUUGGUGAUAUCCUUCCUGAAUUAUUCGUAUCAUCUCCCGCUGCCUGUGAUAGCUGCUGCAAUGGAUUUUACGGGAAUGUCAGGAGUUGGAGAACUUCUUCGGCGCAGCGGAGCGUUUUUCAUCAAACGCAACGUUCGAGAAGAUGCGUUGUACCGUGUCAUUUUAUUAGAAUACGUGCAAACUAUCAUCAGGUUAGGGAAUCAACCCCUGGAAUUUUUCAUUGAAGGAACGAGGAGCAGAACUUCCAAGUCUUUGUCGCCAAAACUCGGUUUACUGGGAGCGUGUUUCGAAAUGUACAUGAAAGGAGUCGUGCCGGAUUUGAACCUUGUUCCAAUCAGUGUUACCUAUGAUCGGACCAUGGAAGAGAAACUGUAUGCCUAUGAGCUGCUUGGUAUUCCAAAACCAAAAGAAUCUACUUCAGGAUUAUUCAAAGGGCUUUCAGUACUUUCGGAAAGUCACGGAAACGCUUACGUUACUGUUAGCGAUCCGAUAUCUCUGAAAGAAUUACUCGAAAAAUCUAUUGCUCGGCACGGAUUGGCGGAACAACGAUCGCAAGUCCGUUCACUCCACUUGGACGCUAUGACGAAACACGAAUUGGAGUUUCUUGAAAAGGGUGGCUUGGAGGUGCUGAGAACUCACGGAACACUGGCCAUCAUUCCCCUGUUUUCGUUGAUCUCGAUUUCCUUGGCUGCUCGUUGCCCAUUGCGACAAUUGUCUGAUUUUGAAGCCGUGAAAAUCGGUGUCGUCUUGCAAGACGUGAAAGAGCUGAAGUCGGUUGUUGAGGCUGUCGGUUGCUCCGUUUCGCAUGACGUGACUGAAGAGGCGCUGAAAAGUGUUCUGGUUAUCAGAAAAAAUCUGCUGUCUUGCUGCCGGGAAAGCGAAAGUGAAGUGCUAGAUAUUGAAGCAAUUUCUUUCCAGGAUCUGAUGAACUGCACAUUGAGGCUGAAAUCUCUUCAUACUCUUCAAGGGGAUUCUCAGGUUGUGAAAGGUGGAAGAGGCCAUCCGUUGCGCCAAGAAAUUCUGGUUCAAGCGGUUCCACGAAUAGUUCUUCAGCAGUGUGCGAAUGCUUCCUUGCAUGCCUUGUUCAGGCCGUUUUUCUUGGUGACUGUCGCUCAUGCGCUUUGUGACGGAGAAGGAAUCGUUCAUCCAGGAGAGCUGCUUGAUCGAUUCCGAUUCCUCAUGCGAUUGUUCCGCUUCGAGUUCGUCCAUGAUCCUGAUUUCAUUGAUGAGGAUUUUGUGGCUGCUCAAGAACUGCUUGCGGAAAGGAAAAUUCUGCAAACGUGCGGGGAUAAGUUCAAAUUGUCAGCGGAAAAUUCCACAUUGGCCCAGUUGGGGAAGUCUGCUGUUCGCCCGUUCCUCCAGGGUUACUUGAUCAUGGCAUCAGUGCUUACCAAUAUUAGUAACGAGGUGAAUGCGUCAGAGGCUAUGAAACUUUAUCAAGCUAGAAUCGAACAACUUGUCAUAUCUGACGCAUCCGUCGAGUGCAGUACGCUCAUGCUGGAUUUAGCUUCGAAUGCCCUGAAGGCGUUUUGUGAGGCUGGGGCUUUGCAGAAGAAAAGGAGCGAUGUGUAUGAGAAAGCGAACAUAUGGCUAGCGGCAGUCACCAAGCAGAAUGUGAAUGCUGCGAUGGUGUUCGAAUUCCUCAACAAGAUGGUAGAUCUGAUGCAAGCUUAUUUUGGAAAAGUUUCUGAAGAGAACGUGAAGAACAAUUUCGUGCUAAUGUAUGAACUACUCGAUGGUGCGUAUACGUUUGAUGAGUCCGUUCUUAUGUCACGGAAUGGUCUUCUUUCAGGUCAAGUGCUGUCUUCUCACGUAGCCGGAAAAGUGGUGAUGAAGUCCUAUUUGUCAGGGAUGCCGGAAUGUAAAUUCGGUAUCAAUGAUAAAAUCAUGCUGGAAGCGAAGGGCAAAACUGCGGCAGCCGUGAAUGAUGACCCUACUCGAUCAAAAAGUGCGAUCGCUAUUGACGAUUGUCAGUUUCACCAAUGUGUCAAGUUGAGCAAGUUCGAAAGCGAACAUUCCAUCAGUUUCAUACCGCCUGACGGCGAAUUUGAGCUCAUGCGCUACAGAAUUACCAAGGAUAUCUCGCUUCCUUUUCGCGUCAUCCCGCUUGUUCGUGAGGUCGGGCGAUCGAAGUUGGAAGUCAAGGUGGUGCUGAAAUCGCAAUUCAAAACGACCCUACUUGCGCAGAAGAUAGAGGUGAAAAUCCCGACUCCGUUGAAUACUUCUGGGGUGCAACUCAUUUGCCUGAAGGGCAAGGCGAAGUAUAAACCGGCAGACAAUGCCAUCGUUUGGAAGAUAAAGAGACUGGCGGGGAUGAAGGAAUCGCAGAUUUCUGCGGAAAUCGACUUGUUGCAAACGGACUCGAAGAAGAAAUGGAAUCGUCCGCCGAUUUCCAUGAACUUCGAAGUUCCCUACGCUCCCUCGGGCUUCAAAGUUCGUUAUCUCAAGGUUUUCGAGUCUAAAUUGAACUACUCUGACCACGAUGUUAUCAAAUGGGUGCGAUACAUUGGUCGAAGCGGCCUCUAUGAAACGCGAUGCUGAAAAUACUUAUAUAGAUCAACUCAUCGUCUCAUUCUGCGCUCUCAACGGGGUUCUAAAUUAUGUAUGUCUUUUUUUCUCUCUUCCGAAUAUUUGGGGAGUGUAGGAUUGGAUAAUUCGGCCCUGUGAGUUGUUGGUUUUUUUUUUUUUUUGUGGAAGCAAGUGAUCGGGAUCCGUGCAUUCCUGUUGCGAGUUGGAACCGUUUUCCUGUGGAUUCCGGAUGUGCAGCCCUUUUAUUGUCACUUAUCUGCAGUGUGUCACUUCGUGUCCCGCACGGUUGAGCGCGUCCCAAAACGCCGCGUGUUCAAAGCAGCGCUGAACACUUUUUAAAGUUAUAAGCAAUCGUGCGAAAUAGUUCCUUGGUGUACAGUGAUGCGGUUUGAUGAGAUCCGAUUGCAGUCGCUUCUCUGAGCAGAAUAAACUUGGGUGAAAUUGAAACAAGUUUCUGCGCGAAUAUUUUACAACUUUCAAGUGCUUUUGCAUAUUUGCGUUUUUCCCUUUGCUGAUCUUUGCUGUGCGCUGAUCUUUCUUUUUUCUAAAUGCGAGCUAUUUUGGGACGCGCUCAUUUGUACCGACACCAUAUCCCUCAGUGCUUUAGCGAACUUCUGAUUUUCCGGGAAGAAGAAAAAGGAAGCAUGCUUAUGAAUGAUCAUUGUUAAACUUCUUUCGAAGCGAUGUUUCAACUAGGGUCACGCUGCAGAACAAAGCUACUCAUAGUAAAUUAUGUGUGCUUGACGUUUUUGCCUGGGGGUUGAUUCAGUUAUUUUCUGCGAGAAUUCCGUCGUUGGUCGUUGUCGAACGUUUUUACGGAACGUUUUUAUUUUAUUUCUUGCGUGACGGACAGGAUGAUGUUUUGGAAAUUAUGG
Notodromas monacha is the source of this 4149-nucleotide messenger RNA. The record is from the annotation of a GenBank genome assembly. Lineage: Eukaryota; Metazoa; Arthropoda; Ostracoda; Podocopida; Cyprididae.